AUGCGAUCUACCCUCCGGCUGCUGGCCAGCGUCAAACCGGCCCGGUACUUGGAGCCUUUCGCUCCGACCGGUUUGACUGGUCUGAACACACACCCAAGCCCUCGUCCCACCUUGAUCUACCUCUACACAUCUACGCUGGAGAAACUGAAGGCUUUUCCCGAGUCCUCCGCCUACCGCCAGUCUACCGAGGCAUUGACCCGCCACCGACUGCGGAUCGUCGAGUCUACGAAGCCGGCUGGAUAUGAAGCUUGGUUGGAACGCGUAAAGAAGGCCGUCGCGACCGAACCCGAGCGAUUUGCUUCGCUUCGACUGGCGGAUGGAUCUUACGCUGGAAUUCAACGUUCCGACAACAGCGACAACCCCCGCGGAGAGGAGUGGGACGGAGAAAAGUUGGAACCUACCACGGAGGGCCCUGCUCGUACGCCGGAACAACAGGCCCGUUGGGAGAAGGAUAUGGAGGAGGGUACAUCCUCUGCCGCGGAGUCCGAGUCGGACUUUCACACCCUGCAGAUGAAAUGGGAGAAUGAACCCGCCCUGGACGCUGACCAGAUCGCCGAGAUCGAGCAGCAGAUUGGAGCUGGCCUCAUUGAAGAAGUCAUCCAAGUGGCCGAGGGUGAAAUGAAACUGGUGGAUGAGCUGUACAGGUCCAAGUCCUGGGAGGAACUCGAAGAGAAGCCUAAGCCCGGACAGUGGACUUACUUCGAACGCAAAACGGAAUAG
Messenger RNA from Aspergillus mulundensis, 720 nucleotides. RefSeq names its product complex I NDUFA5 subunit family protein. Bases 1 to 720 code for a protein of 239 amino acids. Lineage: Eukaryota; Fungi; Ascomycota; Eurotiomycetes; Eurotiales; Aspergillaceae. The record is from RefSeq and is a predicted model, not a curated record. The transcript is spliced from 3 exons. Gene Ontology annotation, biological process: respiratory electron transport chain.